UGAGAUGAGAGAGUGAGUGAGAGAGAAAUAAAGAGGAAGAGAGAGAAAAUGGGUAGGGGGUCGGAGAGGCUUGAGGUGGAGAUGAAGGUCUAGAUUAAGGGGCGUGGUUUUCAGCUCCUAAUACACUCACUGACCCCUUACGAUAAAGGUUUGACGACAUCUCUGUGUUCAUUUCGUCCUGAUAACCUACGCCCCUGUCCACCCAGCAGUGAAUGGGUACCAGGUAUUAAUCGGGGGUUGUGUCCCGUCUCCUGGGAUCUGUUUCCUUCUCCUAUAAUUCCUUCCCCUUCUGUCUCUCUCCGGCAUAUGACCAAAGAUGUUGCGCCGACUAAACGAAACUUUCCAACUUUUCACUUCGUCCUCGUAACCACAUCGUAAUAUAAGGUCAUCGAAGCCUUUAAUGGACAACUUCCACUGCCACAUUUCUUGUGCGUGGCAGACCAGCGACGAUGCGAACUAAGAAGACAAGGCGCUGGGUGAUGAAACGGGACGUGUGGCAAAAACGAACGCUCACGAUUGGACUGGAUUUGGCUGACGUGGGUGGUGGUAGUGGCGGUGAUGGUGGUGAGGGUGUUGGUGGUGGGAGUGUUGGUGUUUGUGGGGGUUAUAUUGCUGGUGGUGAUGGUGGUGGUGAAUGGAGAUAUGGGAUAAUUGAUAUCUAUUUAGACGACACUGACCUAGAUUUUGUCCUCUUCCUUUUCUUUAAUUAUACAUGUCUGUCUGUAUCUCUUACACACAAAAAAAAUCAUUUAUAUAUUUUUUGUGACAUUUCAGUCGCAAAGAACAGCCACACGGGGCCUGGACAUCGUAACGCAGCUGUUAACAGUUUUUUUUCCCUCUGUUGUCCUAACUUACGGGGUUUAUCGUAAUCCAAUGAGCACGGCCACAUUCCUUUGUCAGAGGUUGGGGUCGGAAUUACGGUAUUUUAGGAACAUUGAUUAAUGGCGUUCUUGGAAAAGACGGAGAUUCUUCUCAAGGGGGCUGGUGGGUUUCUUAGCCAUCUCGGUGGUGAAUCCUGAACAUGUAGGUUUAUAUGUUUGGUGUUUCGGCUGGUGCGCAGAAGUGUAGUAACAACUCGGUGGCAACUCGAGAGGAUUACGACCGUUCAAACCAGCAGCUGUCCCGCUCUCUCACUGAAUUUAAGUGAACAGAGAGAUCGCCGUUCCCGGCCCACCAUACGUUCUUUCCCCUCAAGACUACUACUCAUCACGGAUGCAACGUAAAUGAGGUUUGCUAACGUUUCUGAGGGUCACGGUAGAGUACCCAAGACUGAGUUGAUUAACAAAGAACUGUUUUGAGCCGCGGCACGUGCCGUCCGAACACAGGCUACCUACGGCACGAGCCGCACGUGUGCUGGGGCGGGGCUUCCGGCCGUUUCGGUUUCCCCAUUGGUUCAAUAUUUGGCGGGAGGGAGUUUGAUUGGGAGCCUAACGGAAGGUGGGUGGUGCAAAUGCACGCGCGUAGGUCUUUCAGCCCCGGCACGCGUAGAAGCAUUUCGUUACCGCCGCGGCAGGAGAGAUAUUGUUGUGCGCCGAAACCUUGAACGUUGACGGAUUAUUUUGAAGUGUUAAACGUCAGGCGGUGACAUACGUGAACCUGAUUGACGAGUGGUGGUGUGAGCGAGUGCUGGAAGCUGUGCCCUAGCUUACGGCGACCACGGAAGUAUGCACAAGGGAGUUCGGCAAGGUCAGUGACAGCAACCGGGCGGAGGUAGUGGUGGCUGCGGCGGCGGCGGGAGAGGAAAAAGGAUGUCGCGGGAGAUGGCGAUCAUGCAGAGGUCCAUCAAGAUGGAGAUGUCCAGCCCGGUGAAGCCUGAGGUACUGAAGCCUUCCAACACCCCCAACAUCCUCGGCACGAGCAAGGCUACCACAGUGAUGAACAAGGCGGCCAACAACAACACCCGCGGAAAGAUCAUUUCACUAUCCAUACCCAAAACAACAAACACUAUCAGCAUUAGCAAGGACACAGCGGGGAAGGCGAAUCAGAAGGCGCUCACGAACAGCCCGAAAACAGCCGUGAUCAAGUCAUCUUUUCUACCAACAAAGUCUCCCCUGAAGCCGCUCCUACCCAUCAGACCGUCUCCCAACACCAAGGUCUCUCUCUCCUCUAACCGUCUAACCUCUCACUCCCCGUCCGCCCUCGCCACCCUCGUCAGGACACCCUCCAUGGGCUCCUCUACUCUCACCUCGUCGGCCACCUCGCCCUCCUCGGUCUCCUCCCGCAGCAUCUCGCCGGUGAAGUGUCGCAGAAGGAUAAACUACUCGGACCCCGACGCCCCCAUCCCAGUGUCUAGACGAAACGCCCGUGAGAGAAACAGAGUAAAGCAGGUGUCUCAAGGCUUUGCCCUGCUGAGACAACACGUUCCUCAGGCUGCAAGGAAAAAGAAAAUGAGCAAGGUGGAAACUUUGCGCUGUGCCGUCGACUACAUUCGGGGGCUGCAGCUGCUGCUGGACAGUGACCCCCCCACCCAGAUCCCAGGACCACCCCCGGCCGCCGCCAUCCACAGCUUCCACCACCACCAGCAGCUGCAGCAACAACAAAACCAGGUGUUUCUACAGCCUCCACACGCCAUAGAGCCGCAUAUCCUGAAACUUCCAGUGGCUGACGAGACCUUCCAGUCUCCCGUAUCCCUCAGGUAUGACAGCGUCACCGGAACCUUCUUUAGGACGUCACCCAGCGACUCCGAGGGCAGCCCGUCUCCAGCGCACCCCUUCCUCCAAGACAAGCACCCUUCCGCAGCCCACACCACGCCCACCUCGUCCCUGGGCUUGGGCGCCAUAAAGACGGAAAGCAUCGAGAGCAGGUCCUAUGGGAAGGAGGAGCAGGAUCUCCUGGAGGCGCUGGCGUGGUGGCAGCACAACAUCCAGCAAUAAUGGAGGAGUCGUGAAGGGGGAUGCUGCAGGGCGGGGCUGUGAGGCAGGGAGUAGACAGGAGACAGGAGUCAUUGCUUGAUGAUAAACAUGACACUUAACAUGCAUGAAUAUUACGGUAUACUAUUUAUACUCUACAUUUUUUAAACGAACAUUUAUGCAUUUUAUUUUUAUUUUAUCGAUAAUUACAUUGCAUCGUCACGAUGUAUACUCAUGCCACUAGGACAGACCUCUGAAACAGCUACAGGCAACUUGAGUCAUUCACUUUGGAUAGGUCACUCAGCGACCUGAUUAAUUCAAACUAAAAGUCUUCAAAGUUACCCGUUGUAGCGUUCAGUGUCCCUUUGAUGUUCUCGUUGUUCUCCUCAGACCCGCUUUGAGCUUCCUCUGGGUAAGUCUUAGGGUUCUUCAGUUUCUCUCCUAUCCCUCAGUCGCUGCCUCUUCCUUAACAGGUCGCUAUUCUAGUCCAGGCUGUGUGUGUUGGUCUGUGUAUAUCAAGUCGCGCACGAAUAGCAAACGUAGGAAUCAACAAUUUGUACAUUUGCUUCCCUUCCAAAACAAACUUACUAUCCACACAGGCUGCUUCACACAUAUUCUAUGAUAUUUAUUGACCUACAAAAUGUACAUAUGGAACGCCCAUCACUUGAGGCAGAUUCUAUCCUGUAUAC
Eriocheir sinensis (Chinese mitten crab) is the source of this 3538-nucleotide messenger RNA. RefSeq lists its product as uncharacterized. Gene Ontology annotation, biological process: regulation of transcription by RNA polymerase II; developmental process. The transcript is spliced from 3 exons. The coding region runs from base 1749 to 2873 and encodes 374 amino acids. Gene Ontology annotation, molecular function: RNA polymerase II transcription regulatory region sequence-specific DNA binding; protein dimerization activity; DNA-binding transcription factor activity, RNA polymerase II-specific. Lineage: Eukaryota; Metazoa; Arthropoda; Malacostraca; Decapoda; Varunidae. The record is from RefSeq and is a predicted model, not a curated record.